GCGGUAAACAUCCGUCGCAGCCUAGUUUUUUAGAGGGAAAAUGUAUCGUCUUCGUUCCAAGUCUUUCACCGGAAUCGCUCUCAACACUUUUUUGUCUGCUGUGCCAUUCGAAGAAGUUUAUUUUAGAAGACACCAUAGUAAAAACUGGUCGUGUAUUGGCUGAUUUUGGUUAUUCGCGCCCUAAAUUUGCAGGAAAAUGCCAAGAUCCAAGAAGAAGAGCAAUAGGGGGGCCCACCAUGGCAAUGGGCAGCCGUUCAGUGAUGAGGACGCCUCCAUCGAGACGCUCAGCCACUGCAGCAGCUUCAGCGACUCUGUCAGCGUCGCAGAGGAAGCAGGUGAGUCGGGCGAGGAUUCGGCUCAGGAGGAUUUCCAGUUCAAGCUGAAGGUGUACAUCGACAGCACUGUCGACAAGAGUGCUAAGACCAGGCAGGGUGCUUUGGACGGCCUGAAGACUGCCAUGGCAACCAAGAUACUGUACGAGUUCAUCUUGGACCAGAGGAUGACCAUCACAGACAGCAUUGAGCGCUGCUUAAAGAAAGGUAAAGGUGAUGAGCAGCGUGCGGCGGCCUCCCUGGCCUGCCUGCUCUGCAUCCAGCUGGGCUCUGGCAUCGAGAGUGAGGAGGUCUUCAAAUCGCUCAAGCCCAUCUUCAAGACCAUCCUCGCAGACAACUCUGCCAACAUACAGGCUCGCCAGGCGUGUGCUACGAGUUUGGGCCUGUGCACUCUGGUUGCUGAGGACAAUGUCUUGGAUGUGUGUGGGACCAUGGAGCUGUUUGAGAGCUUGUUCACGCGCUCGUACACUCGCGCGGACGGCAGCCGGGCCUCCCUGAGCCCCCAGACCAGCCAGCUGCACACCAACGCACUGCUGUCCUGGGCGCUGCUACUGACCAUCAGCAGCGGCAGCCACAUACGCACCGUACUGCACAAGCACCUGCCUAAGCUGCCUACUCUGCUGGACAGUGAGGACGUGAACAUGAGGAUCGCGGCAGGAGAGACCAUCGCACUGCUCUUUGAACUUGCCAGGGAUAUGGAGCCGGACUUUGACAGCGAGGACUGGGAGGAGUUGUGCGAGAAGCUGAAUGCCCUGGCGACCGACUGCAACAAGCACAGAGCCAAGAACGACAAGAGGAAGCAGAGAUCUGUCUUCAGGGACGUCCUCAAGGCCGUGGAGGAGGGAGAUUUCCAGUGCGAGACCAUCCGGUUUGGCACGGAGCGUAUGACCAUCGACAGCUGGGUGAGGAAGAGGACCUACGAUGCCUUCAGGGAGUUUGUGGGCUCUGGAAUGAACUACCACCUGCAGAGUAAUGAGUUUAUAAGAGACGUGUUUCAGCUGGGGCCACCCAUACUGAUCGACUCCGCCACUCUCAAGGCCAUGAAGACCUCUCGGCUGGAAAGGCAUCUGUACAAUGCUGCUGCCUUCAAAGCUCGGACCAAGGCCAGGAACAAGUUCCGUGACAAGCGAGUGGAUGUGGGAGAAUUUUAAAUCUUUUCAUUUGUCUUUUUGCCUUUUGCUCUACCUACUUUUUUAUUUUUGUUUUUACUUUUUUUGUGGUCAUUCUACACCCAUAGUUUGAACAAUUUAAGUAUUCUAUACUGUAUGGUAGUACUAAUUGACCUUGUACUGUAUAUUUUUUAAUUUAUGGAGUAUUUAAAUGAACACUUUGUUUAUACGGUUCUAAUGGCUUUUUCACUUUGUCUUUGUAUUGUCUUUUCUUUGUGGUCAUCAUCUUAUCAUGAAAUUCUAAAUAUUCCAUGGUGACCCCUGUCAGUUAUUUGUUUAUUUAGAAAAUGUACAGUUCUCCUGUGUAGUGGUGGUGUUUUUGUUCUUCUAUCCUAAGAAAUCAUAGCGCCAACUAAUAAUAAAUAUGAAAUGGUAAACCGA
Molecule: messenger RNA, 1882 nt
Organism: Engraulis encrasicolus (European anchovy)
Lineage: Eukaryota; Metazoa; Chordata; Actinopteri; Clupeiformes; Engraulidae
Gene: ifrd1
Product: interferon-related developmental regulator 1
Exons: 12
Coding region: 197-1483 (428 amino acids)
Cellular component (GO): nucleus
Source: RefSeq, a predicted model, not a curated record